AUGGGUUUUUCGUACCAAACUGGAUCGCGCAACAUUAAAGCCCAGGGCCCCCUCGGGCUCUUGGUAGUCAAGGGCCCCUGGGCACUGGCCCCAUUGGCCCUGUCAGUAAUCCAUCCCUGUCUGCGUGCACAGUUUUUAUUGCUCUUUACAAUUUGUCAUAAACUCUUCUUCAUCCUCUGUUCUGAUCAAGGUUGCAGCCUCACAUCUCUCUACAGGAUGCCCUGCAUAAAGCCUCAAACGAUUGCUGCUGCUCAGAAAACAUACUUCACAAAAGUACAUGGGCUGCCAAACAUCUCCCCCUUGGUAAGUUCGGUAGAGGAGACACCUGAGCCCAUCCCCACCACAGUCAAAGGCACCAUCCCAACCUGGAUCCAUGGGAGUCUGCUGCGGAAUGGUCCAGGAAAGUUUGAGUUUGGGAAUCAGCACUAUAACCACUGGUUUGAUGGCAUGGCUUUGAUGCAUCGCUUUCAGAUUGAGGAUGGUCAGGUGACGUACAGAAGCCGUUUUUUGCACAGCGAUUCGUAUAAGCAGAACAGCGAGAGGAACCGCAUCAUAGUGUCAGAGUUUGGCACUUUGGCUCUACCUGAUCCCUGCAAGAACUUCUUUCAGCGCUUCCUGUCCAGAUUUGAAAUGAUAAAGCCAACAGAUAAUGCCAGUGUCAACUUUGUUAAAUACAAGGGUGACUAUUACGCCAGCACAGAGACAAACUACAUGCACAGAGUGGAUCCAGAUACUUUGGAGUCUAAACAGAAGGUGGACUGGAGCAAGUUCAUCGCUGUGAAUGGUGCUACUGCUCAUCCACACUUUGACCCAGACGGCACAGCUUACAACAUGGGCAACUCAUACAGAAACAAAGGGGCUUUCUAUAACAUCAUCAGGGUGCCACCAGAAAGAGACGGCCCAGAAGAUAACCUAGAGGGAGCCAAGAUAUUAUGCUCUAUCGCCCCUCGUGACAAAUCCAAACCCUCCUAUUACCACAGCUUUGGCAUGUCAAAGAACUAUGUAGUGUUCAUCGAGCAGCCCAUUAAGAUGGAUCUGUUUAAGAUAGUGACUGGUAGACUAAGGGGGAAAUCGCUAAAUGAGGGUGUUUACUGGGACCCCAACCAGGAAACCACAUUCCACCUUAUUGACAAACAAACUGGAAAGGAGAUGCCAGUGAAGUACCAUGCCAAGGCCUUGUCCACCUUCCAUCAGAUCAAUGCUUUUGAGCAGGAUGGAUUCCUCAUGCUAGACAUGUGCUGCUCUGAUGACGGACAGGCCAUAAACAACUUCCUCGUCCAGAACCUGCGUCAGUCAGGAGAGGCUUUGGAUGAGAUGUAUAACACCAUGAGCAGGCCACUGCCCCGUCGUUUUGUGCUGCCUCUCAACAUCAGCAGUGAAACCCCACUGGAACAGAACCUCAACACACGGCCUGACAGCACCGCUACCGCUGUCUGCCGUACCAAUAACCAGGUAUUUUGCACGUUUGAGGAUCUCCAUGGCGAAGACCUGAAAGACUACGGUGGCUUGGAGUUUCCACAUAUUAACUAUGCCAGAUAUAACACCAAACCUUAUAGAUACUACUAUGGUUGUGGCUUCCGACACCUAGUGGGUGACUCCCUAAUUAAGAUGGAUCUGGAAAGCAAAAAGUUCAAGGUAUGGCGCCAGCCUGAUCUCUAUCCAUCAGAGCCUGUCUUCAUUCCUUCACCCAAUGCUGAGAAAGAGGACGAUGGAGUCAUCCUGUCUGUGAUUAUCACACCAGUUAAGGAUAAGAGUACAUUUCUUUUAGUCCUAGAUGCCAAAACAUUUGAAGAGCUGGGAAGAGCCGAAGUACCUGUCAACAUUCCUUAUGGAUUCCACGGAGUCUUCAACUCUAGUGCAUGAAGCUCUUUGGAUCACUCCAACAAAAUAACAAAUGACAAGUAGCUCUUCAAAAUGGUUACUACACCAGUUGCCUGCUGCUAUUAAAAGCAAGAGACUAACAGAACAAUAUAUCUAUGAAAUCAGCCCAAAGAGAUCCUCCACAUAUCAACCUCCUAUUGUUUUUUUUAAAAGAACGACAUAUACUUUAUAGUUACAGUUAAUUUUCAGUUUUUAAUGUUAAUUUUAACAUUGUGUUGUUCCUGUAGACCUGUCAGAAUGCAAUGUAGGCUUUGCAAAGCGGCUUUUAUUUAUGGGAAGAAAAAGAGCUUUUUGAAUUCUGUGGGUCAGAAAGAGGAUGGAAAUCGUAAUGUAACACUAAAUUAUGGGUUUUGGUGCUAAACAUUAUGGUGAACCGCAGGGGAAAAAUACUUAAAAAAA
Sinocyclocheilus rhinocerous is the source of this 2280-nucleotide messenger RNA. Its product is annotated as beta,beta-carotene 9',10'-oxygenase-like. The transcript has 12 exons. Gene Ontology annotation, cellular component: mitochondrion. Lineage: Eukaryota; Metazoa; Chordata; Actinopteri; Cypriniformes; Cyprinidae. The coding region runs from base 1 to 1863 and encodes 620 amino acids. Gene Ontology annotation, biological process: retinal metabolic process; carotene catabolic process. Gene Ontology annotation, molecular function: beta-carotene 15,15'-dioxygenase activity; carotenoid dioxygenase activity. The record is from RefSeq and is a predicted model, not a curated record.